Molecule: messenger RNA, 2776 nt
Organism: Mus pahari (shrew mouse)
Lineage: Eukaryota; Metazoa; Chordata; Mammalia; Rodentia; Muridae
Gene: Cd53
Product: CD53 molecule
Exons: 9
Coding region: 191-850 (219 amino acids)
Cellular component (GO): membrane
Source: RefSeq, a predicted model, not a curated record
CUCGGUUACAGGCUGUGCUGUCCACCUAAAAGAUAAUCAGUGAAUUCUACCUGAAGUACUGACAGACACUGCCUUCAAAAGGGUUGCCGAUCUUGGACAAGAGGAAGGUUGGAUACUUGGUUUAAGAAGAAAGGUUUUGAUAAAGAGGAAAACAUAUAUUUCCAAAGCCAGUAGGGCAUACUAUCCCAGCAUGGGCAUGAGCAGCCUGAAAUUGCUGAAAUAUGUUCUGUUUAUAUUUAACUUGCUUUUUUGGGUCUGUGGCUGUUGCAUUUUGGGCUUUGGGAUCUACCUCCUGGUCCAAAAUACCUAUGGAGUACUCUUCCGUAACCUCCCCUUCCUGACACUUGGCAACAUUCUGGUCAUUGUGGGCUCCAUUAUCAUGGUAGUUGCCUUCUUGGGUUGCAUGGGCUCAAUCAAGGAGAAUAAGUGCCUGCUUAUGUCGUUCUUUGUUCUGCUGCUGAUUAUUCUCCUUGCUGAGGUGACCUUAGCCAUCCUGCUCUUUGUGUAUGAACAAAAGCUCAACACAUUAGUGGCUGAGGGACUGAAUGACAGCAUUCAACAUUAUCACUCUGACAACAGCACCAUGAAGGCAUGGGACUUCAUCCAGACACAACUGCAGUGUUGUGGUGUAAAUGGCUCAAGUGAUUGGACCAGUGGUCCACCAUCUUCCUGCCCACCAGGUGAAGAUGUUCAGGGUUGUUAUAAUAAGGCAAAAUCGUGGUUUCACUCCAAUUUCUUGUAUAUUGGAAUCAUUACCAUCUGUGUAUGUGUGAUACAGGUGCUGGGGAUGUCCUUUGCACUGACACUCAACUGCCAGAUUGACAAAACCAGUCAGGCUUUAGGGCUGUGACUUGCACCUACCCCCUGCUUAAGUGACUUACUCCUCUCUAGAAAGUCAAAGCAUCCAUUCCAUGAGGACUUAAACAAUUACCUGCCUGACUGGCAUUUUGGCUUCUUCUUAUUCCUUCUUUGACUGGAUCUCUGUCUUAUACACAUCCAGUGAAGAGAAUAUUUGUCAUGAACUUCCCAUAUCAAGCAGAAGACAAACAUUAACCAACUGAUAGCAGUAACCAUAUCCCUUAAAGAUGGUGAAACAUACCUGGGUGUUUUUUACAUACUUGGGUAUUUUUUUAAGAGACAUUGUAGCACUGGUGGUUUGAGAUCCACUGCCAGCUGCUGGUGUGGAUAUAUCUCAGAGUACUGGCCUAGCACAUGUGAGCCCUUGAGUUUAGCUCCAAAUACUAUAAAAAAGAGGUCCUAACAAUUGUCAAAUCAAUCUCUAGCCUAUAAAUCUUGCUACUUCCAUUCUACAAAGUCACAUAAGAGAGAAGCUGAAGGAAAAUUUUGAGUCCCAUUCAUUAGAUAAUUGACAUAUUCAGUUUGUUCUGAAUACAGUCUGUGGUAAUGGGAAUCAUACAGAGAUCUUUUAUCUCUGGAAAAAUUCCAAUUUCUUUGUCUUAUUUUGUUCCAUCCAUCCAUCCAUCCACCCACCUAUCCAUCCAUCCAGAAAAGAAUAAUUAUUCCCAUCUUAUUGUUAGCAAGUCUGGUAGCCUUGAAUUACAUUGCCAUAAAACAACCCAGAUGUAUUAAUAUCUCCAGUGUGUUAACUGAUAAUCACAUCCAUGUUUAUGUUUUAUUUCUCUAUUAAAUAAGGUUCUGUUAAUGUAUCAUUUUAACCUGUUAAUAAAAAUAGUUUAUAAUCACCAUUCAUCAAACGUUUGACUCAUUCUGAUAUUUCUGUUAGCAAGCCAAAUAUAUGUUAUAUUUCUGUAUAACAAAUUAGUUCAAAAUGUAGUGGCUAAGAACCUAUAUAUUUGUUUUAUAUAUUGAUUGAUUUAAAGACAGCAUUUUGCUAUGCAGCCCAGGCUGUCUUGGAACUUACUAUAUGACCAAAGCCGGCACCAAACUCAUGAUAAACCUGCUUUUAACUUCUGAAUAUUAGAAUUACAGGUAAGUGCUACUAAGUCAGAACAAACGUUUAUUGUCUGAUGGUUUUAUGUAAUCAAGAGUGUGGAAGUAACUUAGAAAAAUGAUUAUAGAUAGUUGAUUUUUGCAUAUAGUGAUUAAGUGGUCAGUCAUAUCUCCCACCAUCUCAUGUCUCAUUGGAAAAUUAAUCCACUGUCAUGUUCUCAUAUAGUUGUAAUGAGCCUCAUAAAAUGGCCACACAUAAUUUUAUAUGGGUAGUUUCCUGCAUAAUGAGACAGGUAAGACAUAAAAUGAUGUGUAGCAUCCAAGACAGAAGUCAUAGCACUUUUAUAACUUAACCCAGAAAUGAUGCCAUCAGUUAUUCUGGGUCAAAAGUUCAAUUUCCACCCAGGGCAAUAUUACACAAUGGGCAUAUGACUACUAGGAAGUUGAGAUCAUUGCUGGCCAAAUGAGAGAUUGCUAAUCAUCUCAUACGUUCUAUGUCAAAAAAUAUGGUAUACUUGUCUAUAUAUGUAUAAACAUAACUAUAGUCUAUAAAGUAGAAAAUUAGAACACAUAUAAUAUAAUGUCUAAUUUACAGAACUCACAAGAAUAGAAAAGAAUUGGUUCCUGUUUUAGAAAUGUUCUGUAGAAUUCUCUGACUUGCUUUAAGGAAAACUGGUUAUUUUAGUGGUGCUCUAUAAGGAAAAUAUCUAUUGCAUUUUCUGAGUCAUAUAAAGAGAAGAGUCAUGUAUUCCUCUUCUUUAUUCAAACUAACACUUAGUGGUGACAUUACCAGUAAGUUUUCCUGCCUAAUGCCUGAGCUUUGUUCUUAGCUCUAUUUUGUUCUUCACUCCUAAUAAAAUGUUAU